This is a messenger RNA of Austrofundulus limnaeus, 2487 nucleotides long. RefSeq lists its product as uncharacterized. Lineage: Eukaryota; Metazoa; Chordata; Actinopteri; Cyprinodontiformes; Rivulidae. The record is from RefSeq and is a predicted model, not a curated record.
AUGACUACCUCGCAGUGUGCUGGAAUGAAAGGUGACGACAGGCUCAAGUAGAUCGUUAGCAGUCGACUGGGUUCCACUGACUCGCUGUGUGUGUGUGUGUUUAUAAUAACUGGUCGCUGUGGUUUAAAUCAAUAGUUAGUCAAGUGAUCCUGAGUCGGAGUGAUGGCCCAGAUUCAUACCAGAUUAUGUUAUCACCCAUGUAGGUGUUACCAAGAGGCAAUCCAUCUCAUACACUUGCUAUUUUAAAUCUGCAGCCUCGGGACAUCAGAUCAGAUAAUAGCAUCUACAUUAGUAUGGAGGUGUGAUCGCGGCUCUACAUUUUCCAUUAACCUGACUGUUGCACACAAAAUACUUUUGACCAGAUAAACAAGACGGCUUUUGUGCUGCAGGAUGGGCAGCGCAGUAAUUAAUUGCAUCAGUUCAGGUCCUGUGGGAAAUUUGAUUUAUGAACGUUGACUGCAGGGCCUGGGGUAUUUGUUGUGUCAGUUGAGAGGCCGGGCGGGGUUAAAUUCAGGCACAAAUUAAAUGAAACUAGCUCGGUAUGUGUGGAAUGUACACCGAAAUCACAUCUUGAUACGUUCCAUCGUGGUGUUCGAUAAUGCAGUACAACAGAGGGAUGAUCUGUUAGCGCAGCCUUUUUUUUUCAGGAUGAAGUGUUUGACUUGAAUUAUGUAUUUUGGUCUCUUUCAUUUACAUUUAAAAUGAUCUCCUGGAGUUUCUCUACCAGAUGUCAACUCAGCUCUUCUCUUUAAAAGACAGGAAAAACUCUCUACGCUCUUACUUUCACAUUCUCACAGAUCUUUGACACAUACGUGUCUAUUUCUAAUAUUUAUCUAUCGCAGUUUCUCAAACUGUGCCUAGAGAUUUAGUUUAUGGAUUUUUUAAGUCUUAAAGAAAUAGAGUUUACGAAAAAAAUCCCAAGCUGCUUAAAUUUAAGGGGUUUCCAUGUACUUUAUUUUCUCCUUUCUGCAUGAUAUGUAAUUUGGGCGAGCGUAUUGUGCAAAACUGACUUUUUAAAGCUUUAUUUCAUGUUAUAAUGCCAUUUCCUCAUCAAAAAAAUGUAUGGGAGUGUUGCUUCGACUCAUUCAGACAGGUUUGAACAAUCCUUGAAUCUCCUGUGGGAGCCAUUCGGAGCUGCUACAAAGCAUCGCYUAUUUACCCAAAGCUUCUCCCUGGAGUUCAGUCUGCAGUCGAGCCCCCACAGAGCAUCCCUACCCUGCACAGCUCCACCAGGUAGUCUGGUGGAGCUGCAUGACUGUUGAGCUAGUGAUACUAUGCUUUUUUUUUUUUUUUACAACACAAUGCCCCUACAAAAGUGUUGGAUUCACUCCUUCCACGCCACUAGGUGGCUCUAUAAAUCAUUUUUCUUUUAUUUUGAAGGGCUGUGUUAGAAACAGGAAAUGAGGUCGGAAAGACAGGAAGUUCUCUUUGCCGCCUGAAAUGAUCAAGUUGCCUUAAAAAUAUGAAGAAKUACACCUUUAUUCAAAGUUUAACCAUUGCCCUACGUGGUAAGAGAGUUUGUUGUUAUUGAUUAUCAGCCUUCUGGGUUAUUGUUUAGUUUCAUUUGUGUUGUUAAUGAUAUGAAUAUGUUUUGACUCAAUAUUAAUGUGUAGUUUGAUUCUAAUAUGUUUAAAGGAGUAAAUUAAAUGUUUUUUUUUAUGGUUUAGGUUUAGUACAACUUUGUUUGUGAUUUUAUUUGAAUAAUAUAAAGAUGAAAGUCAAGAAAUGUUUCAGAAAGUUUGUUUAAAUGUUAAAGAUUAAAUGUAAUUUUAUUUGUUUUACAGUUUAACCGGCAUCAGCGUCAAGCUGCGCUGUGUAUUUUCAUCGGGCAAUAAACAACAACAGCAACAAACUUCAUUCUUAUGUUCUUUGUAACAUAAAGUUAAACACGAGGCAACCAUAAAAUGAAUCCAUCGGCAGUCAUGUUUGAAACUGAAAAGUGUGCAGAAGAAAUAGAUCUUGUGACACUGAAGAGAAGGCGAGGACAAGCUAAAGCAGCCAUUACAAAGAUGAUAACAGCUGCAAAUGUAAAGAUCAGAGAAAAUGAGCCUGAAGAGUUAAAAGCAAUAUUGGAGAGCUUGGACUUUGCUGUCACACAACUUCAUGAAGCUCACGUACGUUAUCAUAAUAGGCUCACUGAUGACAUUGACAAAGAAGAAUCUGAAGCCUAUGAGAAGUUUAUCAUGAGGAAUGUUCAUGAUAUGCGUCACGAGGCUCUAACUUGGCUGCAAGAAUUGAGAGAUAGAAAUGAUGAUCAUUCUGAUGAUGACAAGAUGGAUUUUCCAACUCAAAAUGAUUUAGUUAAUGAAUCUCCAGCUGAUACCGAAAACAAUGCUGUGUCAGCAGAACUAGAAGAGCUACGGUCUCUACGAAAAAAUGAACAAGAGAACUUUGAACUGAUACUCAGACGCAACAAGGAGGAGUUUGAACUAGAACUUCAGCGAAUACAACACAAAGCUGAGCUAGAUGCACAGAUGCUACACAAUC